Messenger RNA from Tachysurus fulvidraco (yellow catfish), 2311 nucleotides. RefSeq names its product NACHT, LRR and PYD domains-containing protein 3-like. The annotation marks the transcript as partial. Lineage: Eukaryota; Metazoa; Chordata; Actinopteri; Siluriformes; Bagridae. The transcript has 5 exons. Gene Ontology annotation, molecular function: protein binding. The record is from RefSeq and is a predicted model, not a curated record.
GCACGUCCUGAAGAACAUGAACCACACAGAUCUCGCUAACACACUGCACAACAAACUCGUCUCUGUGUGUCAGACAAAGUUAAAGUCCAAUCUGAGAGAGAAGUUUAAAAGAAUUAAUGAAGGAAUCUCACAGCAUGGAAGCUCAGCACUUCUGAAUGAGAUCUACACUGAGCUCUACAUCACAGAGGGUUGGAGUGGAGACAUCAAUAAUGAACAUGAGGUGAGACAGAUUGAGGCAGCGUCCAGGAGACCAGCAACACAGGAGAAACCCAUCAAAUGUAAUGAGCUCUUUAAAGACAAGUCCAUCAGAACUGUGCUGACUAAAGGAGUUGCUGGAAUUGGAAAAACAGUCUCUGUGCAGAAGUUCAUCCUGGACUGGGCUGAAGGAGAAGUAAAUCAGGACGUCACCUUCAUGUUCCCACUUCCCUUUAGAGAGCUGAAUCUGAUGAAGCAGAACAAUCUCAGUCUGAUGAAACUUCUUCAUCACUUUUUCCCAGAAAUCAGAAAACUAGAAUCAGUAGACUGUGACUCCUACAAAGUGGUGUUGAUCUUUGAUGGUCUGGAUGAGUGUCGACUUCCUCUAAAUUUCCAGAAGAAUGAGAGAUUGUGUGAUGUGACAGAGUCAGCCUCAGUGGAUGUGCUGCUGACGAACCUCAUCAAGGGGAAUCUGCUUCCCUCUGCUCUCCUCUGGAUAACCACAAGACCAGGAGCAGCCAAUCAGAUCCCUCCUGAGUGUGUAGACCAGGUAACAGAGGUACGAGGCUUCAGUGAUCCUCAGAAAGAGGAGUACUUCAGGAAGAGGAUCAGUGAUCAGAGCCUGGCUGAUAACAUCAUCACUCACCUGAAGUCUUCAAGAAGCCUCUACAUCAUGUGUCACAUCCCAGUUUUCUGCUGGAUCUCAGCCACUGUUCUAGAGAGAAUGUUGGGUGGAGCAGAGGGUGGAGAGAUCCCCAAGACUCUGACUCAAAUGUACACACACUUCCUGAUCUUUCAGAUCAAACACAAGGACCAAAAGUACCAUCAGAAAUGUGACCCUGAUCCUCAGCAGACCAGAGAGAGUAUCAUGGCACUGGGAAAACUGGCUUUCCACCAGCUGGAGAAAGGAAACCUGAUCUUCUAUGAGGAAGACCUGAGAGAGUGUGGCAUUGAUGUCAGAGAAGUGUCAGUGUACUCAGGAGUGUGUACCCAGAUCUUCAGAGAGGAGUUUGGGCUUCACCUGGGGAAGGUGUUCAGCUUUGUACAUCUGAGUGUUCAGGAGUUUCUUGCUGCUUUAUACACAUUUCUCUCCUUUAUUAGCAGAAAUGUAACAGAACAUCAAACCUCUGCUCUGUCUGAUCUUUUCAGAAACCCAAACAUGUCUGAUCUCCUCAGGAGUGCAGUGGACAAGGCCUUACAGAGUGAGAAUGGACAUCUGGACCUGUUCCUCCGCUUCCUUCUGGGUCUCUCACUGGAGACCAAUCAAACUCUUUUACGAGACUUAAUGCCACAGACAGGAAGCAGAUCUCACAGCAAACAGGAAACAGUGAAGUACAUCAAGGAGAAGAUCAGGAAGAUUCCAUCUCCAGAGAAAUCCAUCAAUCUGUUCCACUGUCUGAAUGAACUGAAUGAUGAUUCUCUAGUGCAGGAAGUAAAAAAGUACCUGAACAGAGAAGGUUACAGACGUCUCAGUGACACCAGACUCUCUCCUGCUCAGUGGUCAGCUCUGGUGUUUGUGUUACUGACCUCAGAACAGGAGCUGGAUGUGUUUAAUUUGAGGAAAUAUGAUCCAUCACAUGAAGGUCUUCUGAAGCUGCUGCCAGUGGUCAAAGCCGACUGUAAUCUGACAGAGGAAAGCUGUAGAGUUCUGUCCUCAGUUCUCAGCUCAAACUCCUCCAGACUGAGAGAACUGGACCUGAGUCACAAUAAACUGCAGGGUUCAGGAGUGAAGCUGCUCUCUGAUGGGCUGAAGGAUCCACACUGUACACUGGAGAUACUGAGUCUGUAUCGGUGUAAUCUGACAGAGGAAAGCUGUAUAGUUCUGUCCUCAGUUCUCAGCUCAAACUCCUCCAGACUGAGAGAUCUGGACCUGAGUUACAAUAAACUGCAGGAUUCAGGAGUGAUGCUGCUCUUUUAUUGGCUGAAGGAUCCACACUGUACACUGGAGAUACUGAGGCUGUGUGGGUGUAAUCUGACAGAGGAAAGCUGUAGAGUUCUGUCCUCAGUUCUCAGCUCAAACUCCUCCAGUCUGAGAGAACUGGACCUGAGUCACAAUAAACUGCAGGAUUCAGGAGUGAAGCUGCUCUCUGAUGGGCUGAAGGAUCCACACUGUACA